CAUCAAAGGGCUUCCCUCUCUAAGCUUGGGGAAAUGGAUCUCACCUGUGUGGCAGGAGUGCUGAGGUGGUGGGUGUGUGGAAUGUGGUGAGUUUUAGUAGUUCAGUGCUCCUAUACGUGACCUGGGAUCAUUUUAGGGGACAUUCUAUUUGCAGAAAUCCUCAGAGGAGGACCUGAGUAAAACCUUGUAAGAAGGACAGCUGCUGUGGGCUUCAGUGCUGGUAACCCAUCUGGAGCCUCCAGUCCUGGGUAUGGAUCCCUUACCUGCUACUCUGGCACAACGACUUGCUCCAUUUAACCUUUCUUUUUCCAAAUGCUUCUGCCCCCACAAGCGUUUUUAUCUACGGGCUGCAGAGUCUGAUGAAAGGAAUACCCUUGCUCUUUUAGUUUGCAGGCAGUCCUCAAAAUGCAGGCCUAAGGUAGGCCCAAAAGUCUAUGCCAGUUCCAGCUAGCAAAAAAGCAAAUACACUUUGACCUUUUGUUGAAAUUUUACCUGGUAAAGUUUUUCCAUUUCAGAGUCUUUCAUCUUUUAUUAGGCACCUCCUGCUUAGGGACAGCAAAAAGUUUCCAAUUACUGCCAACUCCUAGUGAUCAACCUGGAAUGUGUUUCAAACAGCUGCUCAUGUAGCUAUACCCUCUUUCUCCCAUUUCAUCCUAAGCAUUUGCCUCAGAAGCAUAAAAUCUCUGAGAGUUGUAUCCAGAGUUACCAAGCUCUCAGCUAUCAAAUCUGCUUCAGUCUCAUUUUCUUCUUGUAAAUUAGUCAUUUGAACCUCCAAACUGACAGAAUAGGAGACUAAAGCCCAAAGAGGGGAAGGGCUGGCCUAUGGGCAGUUGCACUCUGUAGACCCCAGGCUACUGCUUACCAGCCAAGCAUUCUACCUUCUUAUGGCUGAAACUGUUAAAGCCUACUUAGGCCUUUCUAUUGGAUGAAGGAGCAUGUAGUUACGUGUAUAUUCACUGAGCAAAAUACUUGAUUGUAGAAUCCAUGAAAAUUUUUUUUUUUAAUUUCAAGAAGAGGCCUUCGCAGUCUCUCAAGUAUGGGAUGGCUGUGGACAAAAACUGUCAAUUCAGCUAAGUGCUGCCUGGAUGUUGCUUUGAGUUUGAUUUUUGCUCCAUACUUAAACAACUAGCAUUCACAUAGACAUAUGUUAAAAUACUUUCCCCUUCCCCAACAGUGGUUGCUUCCACAGACAGUGACUAAUGGUUUUUUCUUUUGGGGAGAGGGUGGCAUACAACAUAGAGGCUUGAACUAAAGGCCUCUGCAAUGUUGUCACACACUCACGAGGAUGAAUGGUGCUUUCCCCCUACACACAGAGCGGCAAGGGCUUCAAGCUCUUUCUUUCCUUGUGUUAUUAGCUUUACAAAUUAACACCAUGCUAGUUUGAUCCUGCUAGAAGUACAGGAAGGCAGAAAUGGAGGAUUAGGAGAAUUACUCAUCUUUUGGAUGAACAGUUUCCAAAUCCCAUUUGGCACAUCACUCUAGACUGGUAAAGUGGAGGCUGACACUGAGGCCACAGACCCAACUGGCUCUAGGACAUCACGUUGUUCAGUCCUUUGCUUAUCUAAUCACAUUUGUGUUCUUACCCAAUGCUCACUAGGUCACCCACAUAGCCACUUCCCCUCCCAGCAAAAGUUCCCAGUUAGGCCCCUGUCUGGGAUCAUCCAGUAUCCAAGCUCAGGGGUGAAGGGAGCAGAGAACUAGUCUCAACUGGUUAGUUGGUAUAUAGGUCUCUUCUCAGUGUUCCUGAAGUGCAUGCAGUGACAUCCCCCUCAAGGACUGGCUCCAUGAUUCUGAGAGGACUAGAAUCAGGACAGUCAGAUCUGUGGUCACAUCCUGCCCAAUUCCAGCUCUAAGGUCCAUCAAACCAUCUGCUUCUCCCUUGGCAAGAAGCUCCCUCUAUCUGACUGGCAGCAGGGUCAGUGGCCAUCCUUUUCUACCUUCAGCUGUUGUGCAUCUCCUCCACGUUUUCCUGGGGUAAAGGAACAAGCAGGUUCUUAUCCAAAUACCCAACCUGUGAAGAUGAGACGGCCCUUGGGAAGAGGUAUUAGCCAAGUUUUCAGUGUGAUGCCUGGCAGAAAGAAUUUGCUGUAUUUGUCUUAAGCUUAUUAUCCUCCCAGGUCAUAGGAAGAUCUAAAGUCCAAUGAAUCUCCUUACUCGGAAUUCACACCUUUCCCUUCAAACUUAAAAUGCCCAUGUCAUUUCACGAGUACCCAUAACUACCCAUGGUUUAGAUACAUGUCCCCCCCUUGGUCUAGAAAUCUGCAGCAGUUCCUACUUAAACUGAUGGAUGCUUUGGGCUUUGGAGGUAUCUCAUCCCUAUGCCUGCUGCCCUGAAGCUGCCGGAAGGAAAGGCCCCACUCAGCUACUGGGAAGAAAGCUCAUAAUUCAAGGCUUUUAAUACAGUCACUGCACAAGCUCUCCCUCUGAUUUAGGAGAUCUUGUUACCUCCUCAUCUACAUGUGCUUAAAGACAAAAAGAAACUUAUAAUUAUUCAAUUCACAUGUGGUCCAAAUAAGUCUCACAUCCAGCCAUUCCCGAGAGGGCAGGAGGCCAGACUUUGAACUUUCCACAGCUGGGUCUUCAUUUUACUAGUGAGAUAAAGAGAUGCAGAUUAGGGUGACAGUCCAUCUAAGCAAGUGGAUGAUCUGGGGAACUGUAGACCUUGCUGAAGCAUCCUCCCACAGAAAGGAGAUAAGGGCCUUAUCCAAUUGCCUGUACACAAUAGAUCAGUGCUUCUUUCCUAGACAAGGCUGAAAGGGGCCAACAUUAUUUCUGAAGACUUCAUUAUUGGAAUUCUAUGGGAGUGAUCUCACUGAGCUAUUUUGGAAUAGAAAUGUGGCUAGUUGCCUGACCUCCCUCAAUGGUUUCACGUGGCUUUCAAAGGGAAGGAAGGACAGUGCUGACUUUUGGUAAAAUGGGCGAAAGGGUCCAUGCCAGCAACACAAUCACUCAAAGUCCAGAUGAGGGAUCAGUAAAUACAACGUGCCUGAAAGGCGGCCCUUGAGCACAUUCCUCCGGUAGACAUUAACUUAUUAAAUUGAUUCUGAUUACAAAUAUAAACUUUGCCCCUAUCUCACCCGGUAACAAUGCAAGAGUUGAUGUCAGUCUAUAAAAGGAAGUAGGAACUGUCCCUGGCUUUCAGGCUCCAACAUCCUCCCUCUGUCAAGAUGUGGCACCUCAAACUUUGUGCAGUCCUCAUGAUCUUCCUGUUGCUGUUGGGCCAGAUAGAUGGCUCCCCAAUACCAGAAGUGAGUUCAGCAAAGAGAAGGCCACGGAGAAUGACCCCAUUUUGGAGAGGGGUUUCCCUCAGGCCUAUUGGAGCCUCCUGCCGGGAUGAUUCUGAGUGUAUCACAAGGCUAUGCAGAAAAAGACGCUGUUCCUUAAGUGUGGCCCAGGAAUGAUGUACAUACCAGGGGAAGAAAGGACAGCAGUCACCUCUGACAAUGCUCCGUUCUAUGGAAUAUUGAUUAACUGCAUUUUGGCUGGAGACACCCAAGUGAAGCAAUCUUGUAUUUUUAAUAUUUAAAGGCAGAUGUAUGCUUUAAAUUGGUCUCCGUUUCUUCUUAGAAUGUUGAUAUAUGGAUAAGCAUAACUAAACUUGUCAAUUUAGAGUUUAUUUUUCUAUGGAUACUAUUAAAUGUCUCAAAUUGAAAUUUUAGCAGUCUGGAAUUCAAGCUUUUGAGGGAAAGAAGGAUUCACUUUGUAUACUAAAGAAAAAAACAGCAUUGCCCAGUAAUGUGUUAACUUCUCAAUCUGGAAAGUGUGGUGAGAGCUACAUAAUCAACAGCUACGUAAUCAACUUCAGCAAGUUCCUAAGCUGUGGCCCUGGAUCCCUUCACUCCGUAACUCUUCAGGGAGGUGUCAAAGGUGGUCAAGCCUGGGAGGCUGAGGCAGGAGAAUCACUUGAACCUGGGAGGCAGAGGUUGCAGUGAGCCAAGAUCAUGCCACUGCACCCCAGCCUGGGUGACAGAGACAGACUCUGUCUCAAAAAAAAAAAAAAAAAAAAAAAAGAUGGUCAAGCACUUGCCAUCUAAUGAAGCACCCAGGUUUGUCUAUGACUGUCUGAACAUAAUGCAGAACAGAAAGAAAAAUCUAGUUUAAUAAAGCAAUAAAAGCCCAAGCCACCAAAAGCAUCAAAAGAGAUUUAAGAUUUCUGUUGGGACAAGGUGAAUUUUGACAUAUGCACAAGGACCCAUGGCCAGCAAGUUCAGAAUUUCUGUAAUCAGAAAAUGAGACCUCAGCUGGCGGGAACAGACUUUUAAAGAGUAGUAAUGGACCUUAAGACACAAAACAGGAAUUGCAUGAAAAGGGCUCAGAGUUAAAGAAAUAUAAAGAGUACAGUGUUCAUUAACUUUAAUACAGAAAAUCUAUUUGAUAUUUAUUAAACUUAGUUUCUCCAGCUAUGGUUUGGCAUUGUACAAAGCAUCUUAAUGACACAGUAGAGUUAAAAAGAUCUUUACAAAUUGAAAUGUGAUACCCUUGUCUCCAAAUAUUUUAAUUGCCAUAAAUUUGUUUAAAAAUACACAUUAAACGCAUGUUUGACACUCUAAACUUUCUAUACUCUCAAUACCACAAAAUACAUAUAAUAUACUAUACAGAUGUGGAAAAAUCUAGUUAGUAUAUAAUACUUUGCUCACCAUUAACAGCUUUAUCACGUGAAAUGCACAUACUGACUUAGAAAUCCUAGCUUUUGAGCCCCAAAGUACCUCUGAAAUUGUAAUGUAUUGCAACAAAUAAAAAUCACAGUAUAUAAUUGAAAUUCUGGUUGAAAAUGUAAGAUGCCUAAAUAUUUUGGAUAAAAGAAAUGUAAAACAAAGAUUUGGUUCAUGUACAAAACAAGGCAUCCUAUCAGUCACUAACAGUACCUUUCUGCAAAAUCAACAGGCUUUUAAUUUAUCAGUGACAUUAUCUCCCCUCCAAAACCCUCCCCAAAUAUCAAACAAUUAUUUACCAAAUAAUUUUAAUUUCAAAUAAAAGGAUUUUCAAUAAAUAUAUAAGCAUUUCCAUCCUCCAUAUACAAAAUUUCUUAAAACCAUUCAAAACGGAGGCUAGAUAGAAAUUUUCGUAACUGUGCUUACCAACCCCACAACUGGCCCUUAAAGGUGGUGCCUUUUCAGGCAAUGUCAACUGGCCAGUUCUGUUGGUGAGCCCCCCACCCCCACCCCACCCAUCCCAGUACUGUUGAAUGCUCAUGUUAAUGAUUUGCCAGGUGUGUGCAUAAAGUUGUAAAAUGGGGACACUUCUGGAACGCCAACAACAAACUCAACAAUAUGGAUGAUCAUGGCAUUGAUUUGAAAGGCAGCAUUUCCAAAUUGAUAUUUUCCAGAGAGGAACAUAGCAGGUAGAAAAUUCCAAUGGUUAAAAGCUGAAAAGAAGUCCCACAUGGAAGCAGUAAGAGGUCAAAACUGAGUAUCACUAGAAUUUCUGGGUGGGAGCUUUUUUUAUUUUUAAGAAUGGCAAGUUAUGUUUAGCUGAGUAACAGCGGCAAGGAGAGGUCAAUGCUGACAUUCCUGAAAGUCAACUUCUUUACAUGAUGACUACUUAGGCUGCUAUUUUAGGAUACUUAAAGAUCUCUAAGACUUGGAUUAGACUUAACUUGAAUACCUUAUUCUGUGACCAAAUUACAUGAAAAGAAGAUACAUAGUUAUUCUUUCCAUUCCCUUUUCUGGAGACAGCAAGUUCUUUCUAAUUAACCAUAGGGUUCAUGUGAAUAGGAGCUUUGUAAGACCAGCAUCCACUUUACGAACUAUUAAUAAUUUACUUUUUGUCACUUGCUAACUUGGUUUUGGGGUCUAGAGGUCUAAAAUGAAUUUCUCCAUUAGUGAGUAUCUGAAAGACAUGCUCACAAACAUGAAAAAUUUGGCCUCUUGUCACUACAUAUUCCAUGGCAUUCAAUUAUCUCUUCUAUUAAUUUUACUGAAUAGCAACCUUAGAUGUACAGUAUUAUUACUGGAAAAAAGCCUGCCUCUUCAAUACAUUAAUGCAUAAAGCUGAAAUGAAAUUUAUGUUCCAUGUAUUAGGGGUUAUACAGGUAUGAUAGGUAUCUAUAUGGGUUUGAAAUGCUCUGGCUCCCCAAGUUACUUAGGUUUUUUAAAAAACAUCAUCACAAGCUGCCUAACAGUCAUCCCCAGUAGAUGUUCCUGGGACCCAGACACAAACUCCUAUAAAUCAAAAUAUAUAAUGAGGCCAUACUGUUCAAUUAGCAACUGGAAAAUUAAAAUCUUUCCCACCCUGUAAGAGCCCUACGACACUACAGAAGGGCUCAAAUACAUUUUAAAAGUUAAUUUACUACAAAUCAUAGUAAUUAAGCUUUAACAAUCUAAAGGAAUACACAUUGCACCCUUGAACAUUAAUAUUCAAGGUGUCAACAAGAAAGUGUCUUAGAUCAAUUUAAUAAAUAAUGUGGAAAUAGUUGCACUAAGCUAAAAUACUAAACACACACAUUUUUGACAAACUAAUUUCAUGUUUUCAUACAUACAUACAUAUAUAUAAAGUGUGUAUGUGUACAUAAGUUGCAUACCCUUACACCUAGAAGAGUGCACAGUGUACCCCUCCUCUAUAUAACUAGGCAUCACUGACUGGAACAAUCACUGGCUGCUCUGAAACUCCACAGAGUACUGGCCUCUAGAGCCAGAACUUUCAUUUAUAACAAGUGCCUUUUGUAGGCUCUUGCUUCAGAAUGCAAGCUCAUUCAUGAAAAAAUGUACCAACGUUUCUGUCAUUAAAUACAAAAUUAUGCUGUCUGAUCUGUCUGAUUAAACCUUUAAUGAGAAGAAACAAACAACAAUUUUUAAAAAACUAGUGAAUCUAAUAAAGCCAAGUGUGUCAUUCAAAGUGCAGCCCAAGUGCCUAAGAAUCCGCCACUGCGAGAGCUCCCAGAAACACAGGUGGCUGUGGGCUCACGCACACUGCUCUCAAUUGCUUUUACACUAGAGAAUUAAAUCAAUGGUGGUCAACCUUCUCCACUCUUCAGCAGCUAUAGCUGUAAGUUUAUCUGAAGUACUCACUGCAUAUAAAGUCACUUCUUGGCUACUUGCCCAGAAAAAGGUGGCACUCAGGCAAGGAAUGGGCUGGAUGCUCUCCAGCCAGACUGGAGCCUGGGCUGAGCUGUGGAAACUCCCCUGAAGGGGAAUGCUCCCCACAGCCCAGCCCAGUCUGGCCCAGGCAAGACUACUGUGACAACUGCAUCCACUGCAAUUGGUUCGUUGGUUGCUUAUAAAGAGUCUAAUGGUGUAUAGGCUGCUGCCUCCUGGCAUACAAGUGUAGUCAUAAAGAGCAGUCAACAAAGUAACUGUUUAAAAUAGUUGUUGUUUAGUAACUGUUUAAAAUAGUUGUUGUUUCUAUAAUUAACCAUAUACUAAGUACAAGUCUCAGACUAAGUUUUUAGCCACUUGUCAAAUUCAGUUUUAAAUGGUUAGAAAACACUGAGGACACCUAUUGAGGAGGGAGGGAGGAAGGUCACCUGUAAAGGAGUCCAAAGUAUGUGCUGGAGCAGAUGAUGACAAAGACAGAACAUCUAAGACAGACGUGAAGGAAAGGGAGUAGUAUUUCCACACACUAUGACAUUGAAAAUUCAAUUAUUUAUGAUAGGAUUUUGAUCCAUUGCCCAUUACUACCUUGUGGGAAAAAUCCUCCACAAUGAAAAGGUUGAAAAAUUCAUUCUCCAAAAAUUGACACAGUUUUAAAGAGAAAAUAUUAGAGCAGCACCAUAAACCAUGCAGGAAACUCUGCUUUAACAAAAUAUCAGUGUGACCCCAGAAAUGCUCCUGCUGCCUUUCAGGACAUACAAGAGACUAGAACACACUAGAACUUAGAGGUAUCCCAUUGGCUGUUGUUGCUGAAAGUCUGAAAGCCCAGAGGAUACUUUUUCCAUUUCUAAGACAUCACUGCAAAUUAAGGAAUCCGAGUCAGAGAAAUCAAAGAAGGACAAGACAUAACAUGUACUUGAUUAACAACCAUUAUUUCUUACUAAAUAACUAUCAUGAUCAUUGAGAAGUUGUCCUCUUAUGGAAAACUGUUCCUAGAACACACUAAGAUUAAGUUAGAAAGAUAUCAGAGGCAAUUUCUCCAAGAGAAACAGGUUAAAUUCAACAUAAUUUGUACAUCUCAAUCUUCAAUGAUAUCUAAAAACAAUCUGAGGUACAAAACAGUUAAGAAGCUCUAUAAAUAUGAGGCCACAAGGACAAUGAAAGUUCACUAACUUCAAAAAUAAGUGUAAAAAAGUCUCAAACACAAAGGAUUCACUGCACUACUGGACUUGAAACUUUUCUAUUCCUUCUUUCCCCUUUCCUAUUUCAAGCCUUAGCAAUCAUCUACAAAUAGUAGGAUAAUCUUUUUUUCUGACUGAAUGGAUUCAUUUUUGGAAUGGGGAGAGGGACAAACUAUUUUUCAAAGCAGCAUUACCCAAUUGGUUAGACUAAGUCAUGUACCAAAGCAAUAGCUUUUCUGAAAGAACUAAUCUUUAUAUGACCCUAAAGAAAGAUUUAAAACGAAAAAAUUGAACAUUAUUAUUGUAGAAGACCAAUCAUGUAUGGACGAUCUGGUCCUAGUGUAAAACUUCAUUUGUAAACAAUCCAUAGAGUCUUCAUUUAAAGGUAAGAUUUAAGGCACACCAAACAUGAUAGGGGCAUGAAAAAUAAAGUUUAGAGGGUACAUUUCUUAUCUUAGAUUUCUAUAUGCACCUUGUAGCAAAAGGUACUUUGAUAUACAACUCUUACAGAGCCAGCUUCUUAAGCUCUACCCCUGGCUCCCUUCCCUGUCCCGAGAGCUCACACUGAAUCAAGUUAGGUACACUUUUCUAGUGUGAAAUUUUCUGAUUCCAUCAGAAACAUACAUCAUUGAAGAGGGCCUUCAUAAUACAAAAGGAGUAAACAGAAGAUAGGUUUAAAAAGGAGAAAUUCAUCAUCUCUACAUCAGGCAUUAGAACUGUAAGCUGUAUAGCAAAAGCACACACCGAAGCUCCAGCCUAUUUCUGUAUCAGUAACUGCACGCUCAUAUCAGAGCAUCACAAUCCAGUAUGAGGGGGAAAAAUCUGAAAAAUAACUCUAACCGUCAAAGAUAAUCAAUUAAAGACACAUAAGCAGCAAUCCUCAGGAGUUGGAUCAUCCUUUUUUCCACAGUAACUUAUUCUGUUUCGAUUAAGUGUCAAAUGAUUAACAACAAAAAAUAACAUAUGGUUUUAAUAAGAUCCGUAACGUUCAGGAUUGUCCUUUUAUGAAACCCUUCAACACGAAAUGCUUCUUCUAGAAAGUCUGUCCUCCCUCUUUUGUAAUGCAUUAAAUGCAAAUUAUAGUCACCGUGUGAUUGCUGUAGUGUUAACACACAUUCACAGUUUUUGAAAUAAUGCAUACCAAAUCAGACACAUUUCAUAGUACAUACAUGUAGAAUGCCAUUUU
Molecule: messenger RNA, 9395 nt
Organism: Pongo pygmaeus (Bornean orangutan)
Lineage: Eukaryota; Metazoa; Chordata; Mammalia; Primates; Hominidae
Gene: LEAP2
Product: liver enriched antimicrobial peptide 2
Exons: 3
Coding region: 3168-3401 (77 amino acids)
Biological process (GO): defense response to bacterium; antimicrobial humoral immune response mediated by antimicrobial peptide
Source: RefSeq, a predicted model, not a curated record